Dioscorea cayenensis subsp. rotundata (Guinea yam) is the source of this 754-nucleotide messenger RNA. Its product is annotated as ethylene-responsive transcription factor ERF095-like. The coding region runs from base 21 to 527 and encodes 168 amino acids. Lineage: Eukaryota; Viridiplantae; Streptophyta; Magnoliopsida; Dioscoreales; Dioscoreaceae. The record is from RefSeq and is a predicted model, not a curated record. The transcript has a single exon. Gene Ontology annotation, molecular function: DNA-binding transcription factor activity; DNA binding. Gene Ontology annotation, biological process: regulation of DNA-templated transcription; ethylene-activated signaling pathway.
AACACAACAACAACAAAACAAUGAUCGAAAUGCUAACUCCGACCCCAUCACUAAUCUCAACGCAAUCCCAUCCCUCCAUCUCACCUCCACCACCUCGAGAUCAGGAACACUCCGCCAUCGUCUCCGCCCUUUCCCACGUCCUCUCCGGCGACACCACAACAACAACAACAACAACAAAAGGAAGGAAGAGGAUGAAGACAAACAAGUAUAGAGGGGUGAGAAAAAGGCCAUGGGGAAGGUGGGCGGCGGAGAUAAGAGAUCCCCGGCGAGCGGUGAGGAAAUGGUUAGGAACGUUUGAUACGGCGGAGGAGGCCGCAAGGGCUUAUGAUAGCGCUGCCAUUGAGUUUCGUGGGCCCCGGGCCAAGCUUAACUUUCCGUUCCCUGAAAUCAACGGUAACGGUGGUGGUGGUGAUUGUGGUGGUUUGGAGAGGGAAGAGGGUGGUGGUGGUGGUGGUGGAGAAAAAGAAGAGAAGAUGAAUAUUUGGGAUGGGUUACAAGAUUUGUUGGAAAUGGAUGUAAUUGAUUGAUUAUAUAUAUAUAUAUAUAUAUAUAUAAUAUUAUUAUUAAUACAUCAUGGGGCUAUUAUAUCUAAGUCUUGUAAAUUGUUUAUUAUUAUUAUUAUUAUUAUUAUUAUUAUUAUUAUUAUUAUUAUUAAUUCAUCAGUGCAAACUGCAAAGUGAGGUCUUGCUCUGUUGCUACUUGCUAAAGCAGCUGAUUAUAAAGAAACUUAGUUUGUGCCAAAAUUUCAUGGCCC